UUUGUGAUGUCUGGUGACCGGCUGGAGACUCAGCAGCUCCGCUCCGGUCCGCUCCGCACGGCGGCGGCAGCGGCGCGGUUUCCGGGUAUUUCCGUCUUUGUGCACACGGCACCAGGUUUGGUGCAGAGCGCACAAAACCAACGUGUUUCUGUUUACCUCCCGUGUGUGUAUCAAGUGAAACAGACACGCGUGGCCGCUCGGUGGUGGUGUGGACCGGAUAGGUUUUAUGGUUUGAUUUCACCGGCGGACCGAGGUCGAGGCUGGGGCGGGAGCAYGAGGCCCGAGCUCGGCCCGGAGCCGCAGAGCGAGGAGAUGAGUGCAGCUGUCCUGGCAGUCGUGUUGCUCCUCGCCGUCACUGAUGUUUCUGGAGGUUUGGACUGCAGCCCGUCCGCCGCGGAGGCGAACGGCGGGCGGCGCGUCCUGUCGGCUGUGGUCGACACGCAGAGAGCCGAGCAGAGCCGGAGGCAGCACCUGGAGGCUCUGUUCGACAGGUAUGGAGAAAACGGAACCAUCUCUCUGGACGGUCUGAGGCGUCUGCUCCGGAGCGUUGGGCUCGAUCGCAUCAGAACCAUCAUGGUGAAGCAUCGAGAGCAAGCAGGUCAUCACCAUGAAGGUCACCAUCAUCACCACCACCACCACCACCACCAUCAUCAUCAUCAUCAUAACAGUGACCAGCAGCCACACAGGAACCAGUCUGAACCCAGUAACCUUACCUCUGAGAACCGGACCGAGGAUCUGGACCGGCAGCUCCACCUGCAGGACCUGAAGCCCACGGUGACGGUGUCGUUGGAUCAGGACGUCAGAACCACGGUGGUGAACGGCGCCCAGCUGGUGGUCGUACCACGAGGCGGAGGCUCGGACCAGUCGGGUUCUGCAGGACAGGAGACCGCCACGGUCACUGCAGCCAGAGUCAGGAUGGGGGGGCGUGACCACGAUGAUCACACACAUCUGAACCAGGGUCGACUCCAGAACCACAGCCUGGACCGGACCGAGUGCCUGAACGCCUCCCGUCUCCUCUCCUCACAUGGGAUGUCUCAGGAAGUGGGCGUCGGCCUGGAUGACUUCAGCUUCCUGUGCCCCGCCCUCUUGAAUCAGAUAGACAGGAAAGCGUGCGUCGUGCACCGAGAGGUCCCCCGACACCAGGAGAGAGAGCAUAAGCAUCAUAAACACGCUCACCAUGGAGCCCACAACCACUCCAUSCACAACCAGAGCGAGAGCUCCAGAAGCAUCACAACAGCGUGGCUCGGCGGCUUCCUGUCCAUCACCAUCAUCAGUCUGCUGUCUCUGCUGGGCGUGGUCCUCAUCCCCCUCAUGAACCGAGUCUUCUUCAAGUUCCUCCUCAGCUUCCUGGUGGCGCUGGCUGUGGGGACGCUGAGCGGAGACGCCUUCCUGCACCUCAUCCCCCACUCUCAGGGCGGCCAUCAUCACCACGAGGAGGUGGAGCCUCAUCUCCACCAGGAGCCAGACCAGAACCUGGACGCCGUGUGGAAGGGCCUGACCGCUCUGAGCGGCGUCUACUUCAUGUUCCUGAUCGAACACUUCCUGACGCUGGGGAAAAUGUACAAAGACAAGAAACAGAAGAUCCACAAGAAAUGGGACCAGAACGACAAAAACCCAGAGAAGCCGCCGGCUCUGGAGAACAUAAAACCAGCUGAAGACUUGGAGACGAACGGUGCCGGCAUGUUUGGCGAGCCUCUGAGCGGCGGCGUGGCGGAGGAGGAGCAGGUGAUGUUGGCGCCGCAGGUGUCCGUCAUCUCGCCGCCGCAGGGCUACGACCGGCCCUCGGGCUCCGACGACUACACYGACGAGGACUGCGAGAACAAGUGCCACUCCCACUUCCACGACACGGUGGGCCAGGCCGACAGCAUGCACCACCACCACCACGACUACCACCACAUCCUGCACCACCACCACUCCCAGAACCACCACCCCCACAGCCACUCCCACUCCUACUCAGAGAAGCACUUCCAGCAGGCGGGCGUGGCCACGCUGGCCUGGAUGGUCAUCAUGGGAGACGGGCUGCACAACUUCAGCGACGGCCUCGCCAUCGGAGCUGCUUUCACUGAGAGUCUGUCCAGUGGUCUCAGCACAUCUGUGGCUGUUUUCUGCCAUGAGUUGCCUCAUGAGUUGGGUGACUUUGCGGUGCUGCUGAAGGCGGGGAUGACGGUGCGUCAGGCCAUUCUCUACAACGUGCUGUCGGCCAUGAUGGCCUACCUGGGCAUGGUGACGGGCAUUGUGAUCGGACACUACGCCGAGAACAUCUGCAUGUGGAUCUUCGCCCUGACGGCCGGACUCUUCAUGUACGUGGCCCUGGUGGACAUGGUGCCGGAGAUGCUGCACAACGACGCCGGCGACCACGGCUUCAGCCACUGUGGCUUCUUCCUCCUGCAGAACGCCGGCAUCCUGCUGGGCUUCUGCAUCAUGCUGCUCAUCGCUCUGUUCGAGCACAGGAUCCAGCUGGACCUGGGGAUCUGAGGGGGGCCGCUGGGGUCCCGGGGCGUCUCCGUCUGAUUGUUGUGGACAGGCUCCACCCACCUUUUAGUUUCCAUCCUGCCCAGUUUAAACUAAGACAAAGACUGAAGGAAGCUGCUGGAGACAAGCUAACUUUGAUGCUGCUGGGACUCUGAAGACCUUAGAUUCCUGCAGCUACUUCCUGUUUUAUAAACUCGACUUGUUUCUGUGUUCUGUUACUUCCUGUUUUAUAAACUCGACUUGUUUCUGUGUUCAGUUACUUCCUGUUUUAUAAACUUGACUUGUUUCUGUGUUCAGCUACUUCCUGUUUUAUAAACUCGACUUGUUUCUGCGGAACAAUCAAGUCUUUUUUCAGUUUGCUCUUCAGAACUCUGUUAGGAGCCGUGUUUCAGCGCAGUGCAGGAGUUUUUGUUGCAGCAGAUAUAAGAAGCUUCAUGUUUACUUUAUUUAGUUUUUAUAAGUUAGGAUUUAAAACGGCAGCUGGAGUCAGAAGAAACCUGUUGAAGUUUCUGUGUUUCUCUAAUGUUUAGGUCAAAGUUGUGGUCCUGUGAGGCUGACAGGUCCAGGAUCAGUGGAUGUAAAUACUUGGAUGGACUGUUGGGACUUUUUGUUGUUCAACACAAACACUGUGACCAUUAAUGUGGGAGAAAAGUCAUUAAAACUGUGAAGUGGAGAAAACUCUCCUGUUUCUGA
This is a messenger RNA of Austrofundulus limnaeus, 3165 nucleotides long. It is a transcript of the gene slc39a6, whose product is annotated as solute carrier family 39 member 6. The record is from RefSeq and is a predicted model, not a curated record. Lineage: Eukaryota; Metazoa; Chordata; Actinopteri; Cyprinodontiformes; Rivulidae. Gene Ontology annotation, cellular component: plasma membrane. Gene Ontology annotation, molecular function: zinc ion transmembrane transporter activity; monoatomic cation:bicarbonate symporter activity. Gene Ontology annotation, biological process: zinc ion import across plasma membrane; intracellular monoatomic cation homeostasis.